This is a messenger RNA of Hibiscus syriacus, 1801 nucleotides long. RefSeq names its product UDP-N-acetylglucosamine diphosphorylase 1-like. NCBI's taxonomy places the organism in Eukaryota, Viridiplantae, Streptophyta, Magnoliopsida, Malvales, Malvaceae. Gene Ontology annotation, molecular function: UDP-N-acetylglucosamine diphosphorylase activity. Gene Ontology annotation, biological process: UDP-N-acetylglucosamine biosynthetic process. The transcript is spliced from 16 exons. The coding region runs from base 42 to 1526 and encodes 494 amino acids. The record is from RefSeq and is a predicted model, not a curated record.
AACAAAAGCAUCAUUAACUUCCCCAAACAGACAAAUUAAGAAUGAGGGAACCAACAACGAUGGUGGGCGUCGACGGUAAUGUUGCUGCUGCUGCUGGUGAUGAUGGAUCAGCUCUCCCUCCACCGUCGUCUUCACCGCCGCAAGCAUUAAUCGAGAGGCUCAAGGACUACGGCCAGGAACACGUUUUCGCCCUCUGGGACGAGCUUUCCCCUCAAGAACGACUCCAUUUUGUCGACGAUAUCCAGGGUUUGGAUCUUUCGAGGACAGAUCGGAUCAUUCGUUGCUCUCUUCGAUCUCAAGGACUGCCGGUGGCAGCAAUGGAGCCAGUUCCCAAGAGUUGCGUAUCCUCUGUAGAGGAGAGAGCGAUGGAGGAACGGGAAAGGUGGUGGAAGAUGGGAUUGAAGGCUAUAUCGGAAGGCAAAUUGGCUGUUUUGCUUCUUGGGACUCGGCUUGGAAGUUCAGAUCCCAAGGGAUGUUUCAACAUUGGACUUCCUUCUGGGAAGUCACUUUUUCAACUGCAAGCUAAGCGGAUUUUGUGUGUUCAAAAACUAGCCGCACAAGCCAAGAAUGAGGGUUCAGCAGGCUCAGUGACAAUACACUGGUACAUAAUGACUAGCCCAUUUACUGAUGAUGCAACUCCCAAGUUCUUUGAGAAUCAUAAAUACUUUGGUCUUGAAGCGGAUCAAGUUAUAUUUUUCCAGCAAGGCACCAAACCUUGUAUUUCAAAGGAUGGCAGAUAUAUCAUGGAGACUCCAUUUAAGUUAGCAAAGUCUCCAGAUGGGAAUGGAGGAGUAUAUUCAGCUCUGAAAUCUUCAAGAUUGUUAGAGGAUAUGGCCACGAGAGGGAUUAAAUAUGUAGAUUGCUAUGGUGUUGAUAAUGCAUUUGUUCGUGCAGCUGAUCCUAUUUUCUUGGGAUAUUUCAUCGAUAAAGGUGUAGCUGCUGCUGCUAAAGUUGUGCGAAAGGCCUAUCCCCAGGAAAAGGUUGGUGUUUUUGUAAGGCGUGGUAAAGGCGGGCCUCUUACUGUGGUUGAAUACGGUGAAUUAAAUUCGUCACUGGCUUCUGCAAUUAACCAGCAAACUGGACGCCUUCGUUUUUGCUGGAGUAAUGUAUGCUUACACAUGUUUACUUUGGACUUUCUCAGCCAAGUGGCAGUUGGCCUUGAGAAAGACAGCGUUUACCAUGUAGCCGAGAAGAAGAUCCCGUUUAUUAAUGGGUAUACAAUGGGGUUGAAACUAGAGCAGUUCGUCUUUGAUGCAUUUCCAUUGUUUGAGGUAUUACGAGAGGAAGAGUUUGCACCAGUGAAAAAUGCCAAUGGUUCAAAUUAUGACACUCCAGACAGUGCGAGGCUGCUUCUUCUGCAGCUACACUCACGUUGGGUAGCCACUGCCGGUGGCUUCUUGACGCAUUCAGUGCCAUUAUAUGCAGCUGGUGUGGAGGUAUCACUGCUUUGUUCUUACGCCGGAGAAAACUUGGAGUCCAUAUGCCGUGUAAGAACAUUUCACGCACCCUGCGAAAUUGCAUUUUAGUUUUUACUUUAUUAUGUAUUUGAUUGAGAAUAUAAGGUACAUUGCAUGGCAUGGAUAAGAGUGGAUUGAGAUGCAGGCAUAGGAAAUAAGGAUUUUUGCAAUAUCUUUCUAGCUUCAUUGUCUAAGACCGACCGUAUCGUCGGACAAAACUCUAAUCCCGUGACAUUUCGGGUCAUGCUGUUGUUUUCAUAUUUUUUUAUCUUGUCAUACGCCACAUUAAAACAUUUGUGAUUGUGUUUAUUAAUGAGAAAAGAAGUCCUACAACAUGAAGAUGA